This is a messenger RNA of Linnemannia hyalina, 1281 nucleotides long. NCBI's taxonomy places the organism in Eukaryota, Fungi, Mortierellomycota, Mortierellomycetes, Mortierellales, Mortierellaceae. The record is from the annotation of a GenBank genome assembly.
AUGACUCGUCGGAGCAGCGAACCUGGCCGGGAUACAUCCACCGCCCAACCCUUGGCCACCGCAGAGCCACACACUCACUCUCACUCUCACUCCCACUCUCACUCCCAUAACAAUGCAAGCACACAUGGACACUCUUCUACCUCCACCAUCCCACAGCUCAACCAACAACCGCAACACCACCACCACCACAAUAGCCACCACAGUCACCACCACCACCACCAUAUCAGUCAUACCUCUUCAACCCAACCAACACCAGCAGCAACAGGAGGAGUAACAGGUGCAGGAGCAGCAGCAGUGGCACGUCACCGGCUCAGUUCCGGAGCUGAACGCCUCGAUGCCAGUCUGGCAACCUCCAUUACAAGCUCAGUCAUCGAAAAGUGUGACAGUCCCGACGACACUAGCUCAAUCGAGGGUUCGACCACCCACAGUCUGAUCGAGGCCGAGUCUUCCUCCACCACUGCCGACGACGACCUCCAGUGCGUGCUCAAGGACAUAGACGAGUAUGAGUUUGUUGUUGGUGUUGCUGAAGACAGGAACAAGCGCUGCAGGAGAACCAUGGAGGAUACACACGCUUUCAUCUACAACUAUGAGGGCAUCACCGGCCAUGGCUUCUUUGCCAUCUUUGAUGGGCACGCAGGAAAGGCUGCCGCCGACUGGUGUGGUCAGCACUUUCACGAGGUGUUUGGUCGUAUUCUGGAAGAAAAGUCAGAGCAGGCAGGCGCGGAUUUCCAGGAAUUGGUGAACGAGGCAUUUUUAGAAGUGGAUCGACAAUUGGCUGAGGCCCUUCAGCAGGGGCGGUCGAGUGGUUGCACUGCCAUCAUGGCUUACAUCAGGAAAGAAGGCGACAAGCGCGUUCUUUACACUGGAAAUGUAGGCGAUGCCAGAGCAGUGUUGAGCCAUAAGGAACGCGCAGUUCGUCUGUCGUAUGACCAUAAGGGAAGCGAUCAUACGGAAGCACAACGGAUCCUGGACGUAGGCGGUUUUGUCAUGAACAACCGCGUCAAUGGUGUGUUGGCUGUUACGAGGGCAUUGGGAGACAGUUCGAUGAAAGAGUUCAUUAUUGGCGCGCCCUAUACGACCAGGACAGAAAUUAGCGCCGACAACCCAUAUCUCAUUCUCGCCUGCGACGGAUUGUGGGAUGUGUGCAGCGACCAGGAGGCUGUAGAGUUGGUCAAGGAGGUUGUCUGUCCGACCAAGGCCAGUCAGCUCCUGUUGGAGCAUGCACUUCAAAAGUUUAGCACGGAUAAUAUUAGUGUCAUGGUCGUAAGGCUAAACGUGUGA